AUGGCUCUACCGCAACUUCCGCAGCUUGCAAGGGCAGUUACAGAACGCCCUGGAGAUCUCCCCACGAAGAGGUUGGAUGACGAGGUUGAAUUCGUGUCUGAGAAGCCGGUGAAGCGACGGAAACUCGAGCACCCCAGACCACUAGCUAUCAGCAUCCCCACACCACAGUCUAGCUAUGAGGAGGGCACAGCGGUAACAGCGCCGAGGGUUAUCUUGGCACCACUAGCCGAUACUGGGCAUCCCGGGAACGCGAGGCCCGCCGCUGGCAAUGGCGCUGGCACUGACACUGGGGCGGAGACGCCAACCUCGAGAUCGGAUAAUGUCGUCAGCCCUAUCUCCUACGCAACUUCACGGGACAAUUUCUCCAAGAUUGCUUCAAAGCAGUGGACCACCGCGUAUCCUAGAGUCGGGACCGGAGCCUUUGGAUAUUGA
Parascedosporium putredinis is the source of this 432-nucleotide messenger RNA. The record is from the annotation of a GenBank genome assembly. NCBI's taxonomy places the organism in Eukaryota, Fungi, Ascomycota, Sordariomycetes, Microascales, Microascaceae.